AUGAUCGCCAGGUUACGGACCAGGUUGGAUAAAACUGAAUCUGACCUGAUCCAAAGAUUAAAAUUCAACAAUCGCAUGCAACAACCGGAUGAAUCAGUUGAAGACUUUGUUCUGUCGGUCAAGCUACAGGCAGAGUUCUGCUCUUUUGGCGAUUUCAAAGAUCUCGCUAUUAGAGAUCGUAUUUUGGCGGGGGUGCGUGAAAAAUCCCUCCGAGGAAGAUUAUUAAAUGAGGAAAACCUUACUCUUGCCAUAGCAGAAAAAAUUAUUGCAACCUGGGAGCUAGCCGGUAAAAAUGCAAAAAAUUUGAAUAGUAAUAACGAAGACCAAUAUGGUCAGAUAGUUUCAAUGCAACAAGCUUCCCCAAAGAUAGGAUCAGCUAUGAAUAAAUUGAUGGCAGUUUGUAACGCAGUUAAUGCAAACAACGAAAGGGAACAUUUAAAUUCGCCUCGGGUACCUCUUAAGGAACGAUUGGGUUACAAGCCAUAUGACCAGAAACUCGACCACACUGUUAGAUCAAGAGGACAAAGCUGGAGAGAAACGGAAAAAUUUCGACCUGGUGAGUGGAGACAGAAGCUGAGCUAUGCGGACGUGAUUUGCCACUUUUGCGGAAUGAAGGGACACGUGAAGCGCAAGUGCUUCAAAUUGAAAAACAUGAGGCGAGGAGCAGUUAAUCUGGUGAGCCAGUAUCAGUCGGGACCAAGUGACGAUCACAGCAUCUCAGAUUUACUAAGCCGUAUGCGGACGGAGGACUCAGACAGCGAUAAUGAAGAUACAGGUGGAAACGGAAACUGGAAACGUUCGCCUAAUGGCUCAUCGAAAUCAGCUGAGGUUCACUACUGAUAAGACAUCGUCAAAAUCUACUGUAACGCUGUCCCUUCCGAACCGUACAGACAGAUUGCCGGUUGGCAAUAGUGAUGAUCAUCUCAGAACAUCAGCGGAGUCAGUAGUAGAGCCGCCCACAAGGAUCCGUAAGAGGAAAUAUUCUGAUAUUUUGCCUAAUUCUCCUUCUGGAACAAGGCGCUCGAAAAGAAAACGAACGACGAAGGUCGACAACGAUUUCGUUUAUGGUUAAACAGUUUAUAUUAUUAAGUUACAGUUUUAUAGUUGAAAUUUCGAAUGAUUUAUUGAAUUCAUGAUUUGUCAGAAGGGUUUCACUAUUGAA
This is a messenger RNA of Toxorhynchites rutilus septentrionalis, 1162 nucleotides long. RefSeq lists its product as uncharacterized. Bases 1 to 840 code for a protein of 279 amino acids. Gene Ontology annotation, molecular function: zinc ion binding; nucleic acid binding. Lineage: Eukaryota; Metazoa; Arthropoda; Insecta; Diptera; Culicidae. The transcript is spliced from 2 exons. The record is from RefSeq and is a predicted model, not a curated record.